AGGAAUCCCGGGCAGCGGCCCGCCCUGCCCGCGGGCAGGCCAUGCCCGUAUAAAGCGAGGGGUAUUCGCUGGAGCAACGCAGUUUGCCGCUGUCGGCACCUCCUCUCGCCCGGGCAGCUGCUUCCACCCCCCGCUUUCAGAUUUUUAGACCCGCGACAGAAAUGGCUUCCAACUACGUGGACACCACGGGGGAGGAGGGAAGGUUCCACACCCACGGCCACCACAGCAACAGCACGACGCCGACCGGCGAGGCCGCGUCGCCGAAGAAUACACGGAGGAGGUGGCCCGGGUCGGCGUCGGCGCCAUCCGGUGCAGGCCACGGGCCUGCUUCCAAGUGCGUCUGCGCGCCGGCCACCCAUGCCGGGUCCUUCAAGUGCCGUUUCCACCGCACCAACUCCCAGGGCCACGGCCACGGCCAGGGAAGCCGUCCUUCUUCGCCUCCUUCACCGGUCGCGGCCAACGCGGUGCCGCGGCACCCGGCCUCGCCGUCCUCGUCCUCCGGCACCGUCACGACCCAGUGACGCAACUCAAGCAUCGGCUUCGAGAAUCAAGAACGCUCGACAA
Molecule: messenger RNA, 564 nt
Organism: Triticum dicoccoides
Lineage: Eukaryota; Viridiplantae; Streptophyta; Magnoliopsida; Poales; Poaceae
Exons: 2
Coding region: 162-521 (119 amino acids)
Source: RefSeq, a predicted model, not a curated record